Messenger RNA from Penicillium brasilianum, 929 nucleotides. Lineage: Eukaryota; Fungi; Ascomycota; Eurotiomycetes; Eurotiales; Aspergillaceae. The record is from the annotation of a GenBank genome assembly.
CUGGAUGCUCAAAACAAGUCAUUAAUGCACCGUUUGUCUCUUCAUUUUGAGAAAUCUAUGGUGCUCGUUAAAGCAAACUUCUCCGAAGAUUGGAUGCCAGCGAAUCUGCCGAGCUCUUUGAGUGGGUUAGCCAAUCCGACCGUGAGCUGUAACCGGAGUGGGUCUCCAUGGCUAUUUCUUUGUUUGCUACAAGGGUGCAGUACUUUGUUGAGCAAACAAAGAGAAUUUCUGGUAAAGGUGAAAAAAUGAAGAGAUUGUUCAUCGUUGUUACCCCUGAUUUCUUGAGACCUUCACUGAUUCUCCUUAACAAAUUUCCCUCAGACCCAGCCCCCUCGCAAUCUUCACAUGGCUUUUAUUUGAGGUCUUCAGGUCGAUCCACAAUGCCGAAGGAAAAGAGAUUGCGUACGCUUUUACCAGCGGAAGAAAAGCAUACAACACAGCCCUUGGAAGCAGGCACGGUGAAAGAGAUUCGACGCAACAUUUCUAUUGCUUGCACAGAGUGUCAGAGAAAGAAGACCAUGUGCUCCGGAACGGCGCCGUGCACAAGAUGUGCAACAAAAGGUCAGUUGUUUCUAUACGAUCAAACUGGCGAUCGCCGACGCAAAGAGUAUACGGCGGGGCUGCUGAAAUUUCAUACUACUCUUUGUUGGCUAGUUGCCACGCUGCGCUCCGGAGGUCCCCAGGAGAUAUCAUGGUUGGUUUCGCAGUUGCAAAUCUUGCCAACAGAUCAGGAUGCAGUUGAUUAUGUUGUUCAAAUGCUGAAUGGAUAUGAUCGGAUGGGUUAGUACAAUGGCGAACGAAGCCGAAGGCAAUUUCUGUUGAAUAGAAAGCAGUAGCGCGACCAUCAAGCCUAGCCAGGGUCUUAUUGGUUGGUUUACUUCAUAUUUUGGGCUGAAACAGGCUAGUUUUGUUCUAGAAUUUCGAGUUCA